This is a messenger RNA of Rhagoletis zephyria (snowberry fruit fly), 1374 nucleotides long. Lineage: Eukaryota; Metazoa; Arthropoda; Insecta; Diptera; Tephritidae. The record is from RefSeq and is a predicted model, not a curated record.
AUGCCUCGCUCCUUUUUAGUAAAAAAGGCCAAAUAUGCAAACGACUACGGCAGCAGCAGUGGCAGUAAGCAGCACACUUUCUACCGGCAGCCAAGUCCAACUGAAGGGGAGACAGCGCCCAACGCCGUUCAUCACUACUCCACCUCCAUUACCACCAACCGCUUCUCCUAUGGAUACUCGCCGAGCGAUGCUCGUGCCAUGCAGCUGGAGAAGAGCAGCAAGGACGCUUCGAUCUCUGCAAGCCACACCAUCAACACGCGUAAUCGCAACUUCCUCGACCUGAGCAACAAGAAGGGUGGCUACAACCUGUUCAAGGCGGCCAACAGUAAGAGCAACAACAAGGGAGGCGGCGGAGUGGGUCGAGCCAAUGUCCACUACAACAGCGACGAGAAUGAGGACUCGGUGACGUCGCUCUCGGAGAACGAGGAGGACUCCGAUGACAAUCUGUCUAUCUUCACCACCUCGGAGGACAACUACGACUCGCAGUCGGACGACGGCGAGGUGCGCGUGUCGAAGCGAGGUCGCAGUGGUCGCAAGAAGAACGUCACCGUCAGCUACACCUACGACGCCUUCUUCAUCAGCGACGGUCGCUCUCGCAAGCGCAACAUCAACGGCAGCAGUGUGGUGUCCACGCCCACCGAGUCCAAGGAGCGCACCCGUUACACGUGCACUGAGUGUGGCAAGCACUACGCCACCUCCUCCAAUCUCUCCCGUCACAAGCAGACGCACCGCAGUCCGGACUCUCAGCUGGCCAAGAAGUGUCCCACCUGCCACAAGGUCUACGUCAGCAUGCCUGCUCUCGCUAUGCACGUGCUCACCCACAACCUAAGUCACAAGUGCGAUGAGUGCGGAAAGGCUUUCUCUCGACCAUGGCUCCUGCAGGGUCACAUGCGAUCACACACUGGUGAGAAGCCGUUUGGAUGCGCACACUGCGGUAAAGCAUUUGCCGAUCGCUCCAACCUGAGAGCCCACAUGCAAACCCACAGCGCUUUUAAGCAUUUCCAGUGUCAUAAAUGCGGCAAAUCGUUUGCUCUGAAAUCUUAUCUGAACAAGCACUACGAGUCGUCGUGCUUCAAGGACUCCUCUGCCAAUGGCAAGGACCACAACAUCAGCUCUGGCAGCAGCUCACAUAGCGAGGAGCAGCAUAAUGGUGGUGGCAGCAGUGGCUCCUCGUCACUGGAGAAUUUGCCGCCUCUCGGCGGCGGUCGGAGCAACAAUGCAAGCAACGGUGCGAUCGGCGGCAUGGCCAACUUUGGCGGCGCCAGCAACGGCGUCGGUGAUAAGCAGGCCACCACCGUAACUCGUUCCAAGGUGUUGCAGCAAAACGGCGCCGGGCUACUCAAGCGAAAACUGAGCGAGCCCAAACUUGAGUAA